Molecule: messenger RNA, 2745 nt
Organism: Bathycoccus prasinos
Lineage: Eukaryota; Viridiplantae; Chlorophyta; Mamiellophyceae; Mamiellales; Bathycoccaceae
Exons: 1
Coding region: 1-2745 (914 amino acids)
Biological process (GO): protein localization to kinetochore; chromosome segregation; mitotic spindle assembly checkpoint signaling
Cellular component (GO): spindle; kinetochore; nucleus
Molecular function (GO): protein serine/threonine/tyrosine kinase activity; ATP binding; protein serine/threonine kinase activity
Source: RefSeq, a predicted model, not a curated record
AUGAGCAGUCACCGCGAUCGUCGCGUUUACGACGAUCGAAAGAAUCAAACUUUGUUCACGACCAACGAGAACAACACCACCAACAACAAGGAGAAUUUUGUUGGGAAGAGUUUCAAAGAAGAAGAGACCAAUACAACGAAGAAUACUACGAACGACGAGAAAGAUAAAGGUUUAUCCGACUACGUUCCAAAAGUAAUCGGUGGUGGUUCUUCUACUACUGCGACCAUCUCUUUGAACAACGCUCAAGGACAGCGGGAAAACAUGACGCAAACCAUCACGACCAACGUGCGCUCCUCGCGCGACCGAGGCUCGUGGGAAGGCGUUUUAGGCGAGUAUUUGAAACAUAAAGGCGAUACGCCGUGGAGAGAGAAAUCGAGUCGCGUGGAAAGAGCGACGGCGGUGAGAGCGAACCCGACGUCACCGCAAGCGUGGUUGGAGUUUUUAGAGGGGGAGGAAGGCAUGUUUGCGGAGAAAAUGACUGGGAAAGUAAACGUGGUGACCGGAUCGAGAAACGGCGUAUCGCUGUAUCGGUUGUACGAGUUGGCGACGAAAACGCUGCCGAGAAGUGGGAACGCGAAGAACGAAGAUUAUUUGAGAGUGUAUUUAGGUUACGCGAGACAACAAAUGGUUCACAACACGGACGACGCGAGAGAUACGUUUAAGUUUUUGAAGUCGCAAGGCAUCGGGCAGACGCACGCGAUUUUUUGGUGCGAGUGGGCGGCGUUUGGCGGGCAAUUGAAAGGCGACGAGAAAGCGAUUAAAAUCUUGAAGAAAGGGUUAGAAGCGAAUUGUGAACCGAAAGAGGCGUUGGAGAUUAUGCUGGAAGACGUGCAAGGGAAGAAUAUUGAUUUUACGACGGCGAUUCCGUCGCCCUACGUGAGAGACGUGACGGAAGGCGGAAGAACGGCGACGUUGCACGGCGGGGCGAGAAUGAUGAGCAACAAUACCACGAGCGCGAUGAAGAAACCACCGUCGGCGAUGAAACCGUUGACGUUUGACUCGAAACCGAUGGUGUCGCACACCGCGGCGAGACGGCGACAGAGUGGGUACGUGCACGAUCCGACGCUGAUGAACACCACCACGGGGUGUUUGACUUCUCAGCAACCGACGAUGACGCAACCGACGCAUCAUCACACAUCCACCACGAGUUCGAGUUUGAGCGGCGACCGCACCAAUGCUGGCAAUACGGUCACAACGGUAGCAACAGUGGGGAAUAAUCACGCGCAUGCGACGCCUACCAUCACCACCACCAACAACAAUAAUAAUAAUAAUCCGCUCACGGCUCAGAAAACAGAAAGUUUGCGCGCGCGACUAGCGGCGGCAUUAGAAUCGAGCAAAAAAUCAGCCACGACGACAACUACGGUCACGCGACCGGUCAUGGCAACAACACUAACAGCAGCAGCAGAAGGUAAUAGUAGUAAGAAUAAGAAUGAAUCGAGCUCCUCGGCGGCGCAUCCAACAUCGAACGCGCAAGCGCCGGUGAGCAAGAAGCAACCAACAUCAUCAUCUUCCAAACAGCCGUUAAAGCGGGAAGACGAUCAACAUAUAGUCGUGAAUGGCGCGAGAUACGCCAAGUUAGAGUGUAUCGGCCAAGGCGGCACGUGUAAGGUAUAUAAAGUCGUCUCGCAAAAGAGGAAGAUCAUGGCGUUGAAGAGGAUUCGUUUACAAGGCAAGCAGAAGGAAACCGUGGAUGGCUUCAUCGAUGAAAUCAAACUCUUGAAACGUCUUCGAGGGAAAGAUAACAUCGUUCAAAUCGUCGACGCGGAAGUCUGUCCAAACGAAGGGUUAAUCUUAGUGGUUUUGGAGUUUGGGGAGAUUGAUUUAGCGAAAAUGUUGAACAAGCGCGAGCGCCAACGCGCGGAGAGCGGCCACGCGCAACUCGUAGACGACAAUUUCAUGCGUCUCUAUUUCGAGCAAAUGGUCGAAGCGGUGAAAACUAUACACGAAGCUCGAAUCGUGCACUCGGAUUUGAAACCUGCUAACUUUCUCUUCGUCGAAGGAACUCUGAAACUUAUCGAUUUCGGUAUCGCGAAGGCUAUCAAUCACAACCAAGCGCCGAAUCACACGAACAUCGUUCGCGACCAUCAAGUUGGUACCAUCAAUUACAUGUCCCCGGAAGCUAUUCUCAACGGACAAAAAUCCGCCUACGGCGAUAUGAUUCCAGUCGGAAGAGCCAGCGAUAUUUGGUCGUUAGGGUGCAUCUUAUACCAAAUGGCAUACGGACACACGCCGUUUAGCAAAAUAAACGGCUUGGUACAAAAGCUCCACGCAAUCACCGACCCGAACCAUACCAUCGAAUUCCCUCCGUUACCGGUUAAAAACGAUCACUUGAUUGAUUUAAUGAAGCGAUGUUUAGAGCGGCGAGUGGAGAAUAGAAUAGAGGUUCCAGAUAUUCUCAGACACCCGUAUUUACGCCCGGAAGAAGCGGCGGCGAGUUUGAACACGAGCACCUCCUCCGACGACGCCGAAAAAGCGAACAACGGCGCCGGCGGUUUGAGCAUGCAACAACUCCAACAACUUCUCACUCAACUCUCCACGAACAACACCGAUAACGCCAUCGACGUCAACGCGUUAUCCUCGCACGUGUUCGCGCAAAUCGCCGCCGGUCAAAACGUUUCCGUCUCGCCUCUUUUACGUAAGAGAACGAGCGGGAGCGGUUUGUCGCCGCUCAGCGAAGAGGACGAAAAUCUCAGAGCAUCAUCAUCACCAUCAUCCGGGUCCUCGCCGAUGGAAACGACUGAAUAA